This is a messenger RNA of Pyrenophora tritici-repentis Pt-1C-BFP, 1008 nucleotides long. RefSeq names its product Pfs, NACHT and Ankyrin domain protein. The record is from RefSeq and is a predicted model, not a curated record. Gene Ontology annotation, molecular function: protein binding. Lineage: Eukaryota; Fungi; Ascomycota; Dothideomycetes; Pleosporales; Pleosporaceae.
AUGGUGGCGGGCCCACAUACAUCAGCAUUCAGACUGAAACACUGGAUCACAGCCGGGAUUACAGACCUACCAGAGUCAGAGAUAGACGAAUCGUCUCUCGAAUUUCGGCGUCAUCUUCUCAGCGUAGCAGCAUGGAUCGGAGAUAAAAGCCUCGUUGUUAAGCUUGUUGAAGAAGGUUGCAACCAUAAUGACAACCCCUCCAUGUUCCUAACGCCACUCCGCGCCGCAUCCUAUCGCGGUCACAUCGACAUCGUCAAAUUCCUGAUGGUCGACAACUCCGGUGAUGCUCCAGCCUUGCGCGAUCGCCCUCUGUUGAUCAUGAGUUCCGCCGCGCAUCACAACCAUACCGAACUGAUCGAAAUUGCUUUGGACAACUCGUGGCACAGGGGCGAAGUGGAACUAACAUGUAUCCGGAACGCGAUGCACAGUGCGCUCCGGGUAACAAGUGAUUCAGAAACGUUUACACGGCUUUUACAGGAUGCAGAUCCGCCCAUGACCCAAUACGAUAAGAGUGGCCUGUUGUUGAAUGCAGCAGCACAGGGCAAGCUGGCUAUCGUCAAGCAUCUGAUAGAGAGAGAGGGCAUAGGUUCUCAUGGUUUUGAUGCAUCGGUAUUCCAGCGUCGCUACCCAGCAGAGUUAUUAAAGAGUAGCAGGUACCCGAGCCGGUAUUGGAACUCACUUACGUGUGCUGUCAGAACUGGAGAAGUGGAUAUUGUCAAGGUCUUGCUUGAUUCUGGAGCCCAGCUCGGUCAUGCGAUCGAAUGCGCGGCAGCGGGUGGGUCAAAAACACUGGUUAGGCUACUUUGGGAAUAUGGCGAGAGUAAAAACGCUGCUGUACAGGGAGCUUUUUUAAUGGCGGUCGAUCGUGAGGAUACCGGUAUGUUCAAAUUUUUGGGAGAGCUUGGAGCUACGCUUGAUGAAGACGUAAGAGCGCUUUUGAUCAAGCUAGCGCACGAGAGUGGACUUGAGUCAAUGGUUAACUUGCUAACCGGUACACAAGUACACUGA